Molecule: messenger RNA, 1542 nt
Organism: Dentiscutata erythropus
Lineage: Eukaryota; Fungi; Glomeromycota; Glomeromycetes; Diversisporales; Gigasporaceae
Source: the annotation of a GenBank genome assembly
AUGAAGAUUUCACAAUCAUUCUUAAAUAUUUCAUUUGGAUAUUUGUUAUUUUCUGUCCCAUCGAUAUUUGCAUCUGAUAAUAGUUGGUUUAAAUUACCAAAUUUUUUUGGAAUUGGUGAAAAUGUUAAAUCAGAUGAGACAUUCCCUAGAUUAGAAGACAGUGAUUUAUCAGCCUGGGCAGAAAAUUUCUUGAAAUUAUCAAAUGAAGAAAAGAUGAUCAUUGAGCGUGGGCAUGCUGCGUUAGCUCAAUUUGAAAAAAAACAAAAUUGCUUUAAAGAUGCAGCUUUAACAUUAAGACAUGGUUGUAGAAAUAUUGAUAUUUCUGAUAAUGAUAAAAUAAAAUACGCGGUACGGUUGACAAUGUGUGAAAUCGCAACAGCAAAUCUCGUUGCUCCCAUGGAAUGUAAUGAUAUUGUUCAAGAUGUUGGAACUUGUGUAGAAGCUUUAGCGCGAAUUCCUCAACUAUGGACAUCAUAUUCUGGAUAUUUUCGAGAAGUUUUCCACAUGUGUUUUGCUGUACGAUACUCGAUUGAGCGAGAUUUGCUCGAAGAACUUCACAGAAAUAUUACGCAAAACCAACUAAUAAAUUAUAGCAUUCUACGUGUUCAGCAAAAUGACAUGAUUUCUUGGCGGAAAGAAGAAAUGGCGAGAUUAAUUCAACUUGAAAAAUCUCAGUCAAUGAUCUUAAAUAGCGUUAAUGUGAUUGAGAAAAUUACUUCAUUGGCUUCGGUAAACAUGGUAUCACUUAAAGAUAAUUUGUCAGACUCACAAGAAAUCGUGCAGGGUACAUUGGGUCAGUUGUCUCAACUUAGAAAGGAACUUGAAGAAUAUCGAUCAAAAGCUAGUGAGGCUUUUGAGGAAAUUAACAGUGCAACAAAUCAACAGUUGAUAUCACUCAAACAAUCAAUGGAAUACGUAGAAAGCAUAGCCAAAAUAAAUACUAAGAUUUCGGAAAACUUACAAAAAAUUGAUGCGGCACUUCACAACACAUUAAAGGCUCAGGAAAAAGUUUACAAUAUGAUAGAAAUAUAUAAAGACCAGCAUCAAGAUUUAGAAAAUCAAUGGCAAAAUUCUUUAUUAGAAGCAAGACAAAAUUUGCAAAUAUUAUUAAAUAUCUCUCAAUCUGAAAUUCAAUUACUUACAAAGACUGCAAGUGAUGCGCGUAAGAGUCAAGAAAGUAUUAUUAAAAUUUUGAGGCCUCUAGGGGUUUUUGUUGAAUUUAUUAAUUGGAUAUAUGGUAUCACUUCUAUCAAAUACGGUAUGAGAUAUAUAAUACCAUGGUUGGCUAUUCCAUUUGUUAGAUUUCUUAUGUCAUGGAUGAGAUUUGGCAGAAUUAUGUCAAUUGUCGUGUCGCUUCCAAGAACAUCAUCUUCAGAUUUUUACCUUUCCGAGUUCGAUUAUGGUGGGCAUAGUUUUAAUAGCAGCUUGAAUGGAAGUUUUUGUAGUAGUGGUAAUAGUGUGUUACAUGAAUUAAGUCAAGGUUCAAGUGGAAGAUUUCCUAGCAAAAGAACAAGAAGAUCCGGAAGAAAUUAUUUUCCUUAA